This is a messenger RNA of Kickxella alabastrina, 1908 nucleotides long. RefSeq names its product OPT oligopeptide transporter protein-domain-containing protein. Gene Ontology annotation, molecular function: oligopeptide transmembrane transporter activity. Gene Ontology annotation, biological process: transmembrane transport. The transcript is spliced from 2 exons. NCBI's taxonomy places the organism in Eukaryota, Fungi, Kickxellomycota, Kickxellomycetes, Kickxellales, Kickxellaceae. Bases 1 to 1908 code for a protein of 635 amino acids. The record is from RefSeq and is a predicted model, not a curated record.
AUGUCGCGCACAUUGCCGACCAGAAAGUUUCACACGUUCGGCUGGGAAUGGACGAUGAACCCGGGGGCGUUCAAUAUUAAGGAGCACGUACUGGUAUCCAUCUUUGCCACGGCAUCGUCAGGCUCACCAUAUGCGAUCGACGUAGUGACGAUUAAGAAGAUCUGGUACAAGAGCGACCUGGGCUUUAUUGCCAGCCUGCUGUUCAUACUGACAUCGCAGAUGAUGGGGUACAGUUUUGCCGGCCUGACAAGAAAGUUCCUCGUGUACCCAGCAGCGAUGAUCUGGCCAUCCACUCUGAUCAGCGUCACCUUGUUCCGCACCUUCCACGAGAUCCAGAACUUUGGCAGCCGGAUGACGCGCACAAAAAUGUUCUGGAUGUGUUUCACAAUCAGCUUUUUCUGGUACUUUGUGCCUAACUUUAUUGCGCCCGCGCUCAGCUACAUUGCCAUCAUGUGCUAUAUUGCGCCCAACAACGUUAUUGUGCAUCAGCUCAGUGACGCGUAUAACGGCCUGGGCGUGAUGAACUUUACGCUGGACUGGUCGACAAUCUCGUCUAACAUGGGGUCGCCGAUUGCAUACCCGUGGGCGAUGGCCUGCAACCUUUUCACCGGCUUUGUCAUUCUAAUGUGGAUAAUCACGCCCAUCGGCUACUACACAAACACCUGGGGCACCGGCAACCUGCCCAUAUACACAGCGCACCUGUACAAGAUUAACGGAUCAGCCUACGACAUUAGCCAGAUCAUGACUUUGGACCAGAACCUUGAUGAGGCCAAGUACGCAGAGUACGGGCCGGUGCGUAUGACAUUCCAGUUUGCCAUCUCGUACGGAAUUGGGUUUGCGGCAAUCAUCACUCUGCUUGUGUACAUUGGCUUGCAUUACGGGCCCGAGAUCUACCAGCGCAUGCGCGAGUCGCGCAACAUGGACGAGGACGUGCACAUGAAGAUGAUGCGCAGCUACGAUGAAGUGCCGCACUGGUGGUACAUUACCUUGUUUGUCAUUACGUUCUCCACGUCUAUUGUUGUCUGCGAGGUUUACCAUAUGAUGCCCUGGUACUGGGUAAUCCUAUCGAUCAUUGUACCCUUUGUGUUCACCAUUCCGAUUGGCAUAAUCACGGCCAUUUCGAACCAGCAACCCGGAUUAAACAUCAUCACCGAGUUUAUCAUUGGCUACGGCAUGCCCGGUAACCCGAUCGCCAACGUGACAUUCAAGGUGUAUGGGUACAUCACCAUGGUGCAGGCGCUCAACCUUGUGGGCGACCUCAAACUGGGCCACUACAUGAAGAUUCCGCCGCGGCAUAUGUUCAUCGUGCAGCUCGCCGGCACCCUCUUAGCAUCGUUCAUUGAGCUGGCCGUGGCGUACUGGCUGAUGAACUCGGUCAAGAACAUCUGCACACCCGAGGGCUACCCAUUCACGUGUAUUUCCGCCAACACCUUUUACUCUGCAUCCGUGCUCUGGGGGCUCAUCGGGCCCGGCAAACUCUUGGGUCAUCCAGCCCCUACCACCCAAUGCUCUACAUGUUUUUUAUCGGUGCCUUGCUCCCCAUCCCCGUAUGGUACCUUCAACGGAGAUAUCCCGGAAGCGCCUGGAACGGAUAUUUUGGUGGAUAGUCAAAUCGUACCAAGGAUGAUCCCUCGCAAUAUGCUUGAGCAUACCCUGAAACGUUUCUGCCUCAAUACUACAAAAAGCGCACUCAUAGUUAUCCUGCGUAAACCUAUGCUUAUUAUCGAGCACAUUGUUGUAUAUGGAAGUUCGCGCAGGGUCUCUACUAUUGCUACUGUUGUCUAUGCUGCUGCCCUUAAUGCUACUGCUUCCCAUGUGGAUGCUGCUGAUGCCACUGCCGCCACUACUACUGCCGUUGCUGUUGCUACGAGGCCGUCCCCGCGAGUAAAACCCAUUUGUGUUGGAUGA